AUGAUGCGCGCCGCUCUGCUUUCGGCAGCUUUCCAAGCAUUAUACCUCACUGGUGUCAACGCCGCACCCUCCGCUCCUUCUUCCCUCCAGACUUGCCUCACUCAGGUCUUUGCCUCCAACAAAGGCGGGGUGCACUUCCCUCAAGACGCUCUUUACCAGCUCCUCUACGUUAAGCCAUACAACACCAACAUUCCCAUUACCCCCGCAGCCGUAACUCAGCCCAAGAGCGCGGCCGAUGUCUCCGCGAUCGUCAAAUGUGCAGCUGCAAGUGGUGUGAAAGUGCAGGCGCGAAGCGGUGGACAUAGCUACGCCAACUAUUGCCUUGGUGGCGAAGACGGCGCUGUUGUUGUCGAUCUCGUCAAUCUUCAAGGAUUCAAGAUGGACAACUCAACUUGGCAAGCGACCAUUGGCGCUGGAUCCCUCCUUGGGGAUGUCACCGAGCGUCUCCAUAAGGCUGGCGGACGAGCCAUGGCCCAUGGCACUUGCCCUCAAGUCGGAAUAGGUGGGCACGCCACUAUCGGUGGUCUGGGUCCCAUUUCGCGCCAAUGGGGAACAGCACUUGACCACGUUCUCGAGAUCGAGAUUGUUUUGGCCAACGGAACUAUCACGCGAGCCAACUCUACCUACAACCCAGACAUUCUCUGGGCAGCGAAAGGGGCUGCUGCAUCGUUCGGUAUCAUCACCGAGUUUGUUGUCCGCACUCAGGCGGAGGUUACCAAUGCGGUCGUAUACAACUACAAGAUCUUGCUUGGUUCCCAUGCUUCACAUGCCGCUACAUUCGCUGCUUGGCAGUCCAUUGUCGCUGAUCCUAAGCUUGACCGCAGAUUGGCUUCCCAAGUAAUCGUCUUCCAGCUGGGAAUGAUCGUCACCGGCACCUUCUUUGGUUCUCGCGAAGAAUUCAACGCUCUCAACUUUGUUGGCCGUCUGUCCGGCAAUGCAACUGUCGAAGUCUCACUGCUGGACACAUGGCUGGGGAUCGUCGCAAAUUGGGCUGAGAAUGAGGCUCUGCAACUUAUUGGCGGCAUUGCUAGCCCCUUCUAUUCCAAGAGUCUGGCAUUCAAACCCAGCACCCUUAUACCCCAGCAAGGAAUCACGGAUCUAUUCAAGUACUUUGAUGAAGCGUCCAAGGGCACAUUGAUUUGGUUCGCUAUAUUCGACCUUGCUGGCGGUGCUGUCAACGAUGUUGCCCAAGACGCUACCAGCUAUGCCCAUCGAGAUGUUUUGUUCUACCUGCAAACCUACGCCGUUGGCCUUAUUGCGCUCUCUGAUACCACAACCGCGUUUGUAGAAGGCAUCAGCAAUACCCUUUACAAGGCUAUGCCUAAUCUCCCCGUCGAGGCCUAUGCCGGCUACGUUGAUCCCAAACUGUCCAAUGGCCAACAGGCAUACUGGACCACUAAUCUCCCUCGAUUGCAGCAAAUCAAGUCCCAAAUUGAUCCGACGGAUGUGUUCCACAACCCACAGAGCGUCAGACCAGUAGCAAACGCUGCUCCAAAGGCUCUGACCGCCGCCGUAAGGCCUCAGAAUGCGGCCAGAGUUGCUUCUCCAAAUGAAGCCCAACUCGAGCCCGAAUGGGCUGCUAAUUGGAAGAACUGGAAGAUUUUAUCAUCUCUCUACACCGCGAAGGCCCUCUCUCCGUAG
Messenger RNA from Mycena indigotica, 1641 nucleotides. Its product is annotated as Reticuline oxidase. The transcript has 8 exons. The coding region runs from base 1 to 1641 and encodes 546 amino acids. The record is from RefSeq and is a predicted model, not a curated record. Gene Ontology annotation, molecular function: oxidoreductase activity; FAD binding. Lineage: Eukaryota; Fungi; Basidiomycota; Agaricomycetes; Agaricales; Mycenaceae.